This is a messenger RNA of Eublepharis macularius, 888 nucleotides long. RefSeq names its product synapse differentiation-inducing gene protein 1-like. The record is from RefSeq and is a predicted model, not a curated record. The transcript is spliced from 3 exons. The coding region runs from base 356 to 802 and encodes 148 amino acids. Gene Ontology annotation, cellular component: membrane. NCBI's taxonomy places the organism in Eukaryota, Metazoa, Chordata, Lepidosauria, Squamata, Eublepharidae.
GGUAAAUGAAUGUGUGGCCCUACCCUAGCUGGGGGAGAAGAAAGGAAAUGAAUAUUGUGGUUGGAAGAGUAAUUUAGUCUUUCUGAAAGGCACAGGUAAGUUGCUGUACCCGGUUUCUCUUCUACAUAAGAGAGUAGAGGGCACAGAAGCAGGAGAGCUAGAAGAAGACAAACCUGCGGCCAGAAGAAGAGAGUUUGGCUGGGCAUGACAGGAAAAAGGCAAGGAGGGAGGAAACCAUAUUGAAGCUGCAGAUUAAGCAGAGUAUGAAAUGUGCAACAGUUGCUCAGUGAAGAGAGUGAGAGUGGAUUGAGAACAAAGACUCCACUUGCAACGGUGAGAAGGAGGCCACUUCGCUAUGGAUGACCCGAAUGAUGAGAAGACCCAAGGAAGUGUCCCUGCUGCACAGGACCCACCACCCUACUCUGACGAACAGCCCUACAAUGUCUCUGUUCUGAAGCAACCACCUCAUGAUGGGCCAGCAAACCCGGCCACGAUGCUGCAGUACCAGCCCCUCAUCCAACCACAGCAGCACAACAUUGUCAUUGUCCCUGUUCAACCCACCAAUGAACCAGAUUACCUGGCAUAUUCCAUCUUCACCAUGCUCUGUUGUUGCCUGCCUCUGGGAAUUGCAGCCCUGGUUUACUCUAUACAGACACGAGAUGCCAACCAUGCUGGGAACAGUGCUGAAGCUCGGAAGAAGUCCAGGAUGGCACAGAUCCUAGCCCACACGGCACUUGGCGUGGGGAUUGUAUUGAUCAUUGUAGGCAUUGUCUUGAGGGUGAUAAUAAUUAAAAACGAUUAGCAUUGUUGAGGACACUCACAAAGUGUUUGUCUGCUAAAGCACUUCCCCUUUCCCCCCUUGUUAAUUAAAAGUUUGUUUUUGUGACC